CGAAAUUUAUGAAUCAGCCCCCAAUACCAUGGGCGAGGCUGUGACGAGGUCGCUAUGAUAACCCAUGCAUAGGUAUUCAAAUAUUGAGGAUCAUGACCGACAAUGUCGUCUCUCACAUUCUCACAUGAGUCUUUUCAUGACAAAAUGUUCUCAGCGUUCAAUAAACGAGGUCGGAAGCCGAAGAGUCGGGCUGCCGGUUCGGCUGGGGUUCUCAACAACGAAUCCCAAACGGAUAAUCCCUCCACGUCUCAAGCGAGUCUACCUCCGAUCGACUUGUCUCGACCAGGUCUCAUUGAAUUCAAAGUACCCGAAGCAUCAGGCGAUGCUGUUGACGUUGUUUUUGUACAUGGUCUAAAUGGCAACAGUGCAAAGACAUGGGAAAACCAAGAAACCGGAUUCUGGUGGCCAGGACAACUCGGCGAGGACUUACCUCACGCACGCAUCCUGCUCUUCAACUACGAUACCUUCUUCUACUCUUCCUCGGGGUCUAAUCUUGUGCGAAUCCCUGAUAUAGCGCGCAAUCUCUCCUAUGCACUCAACGAUAAUCGGUUUGAGAAUGCAGUAGCAGAGGGAACCAGGCCUCUCGUGAUGAUUGGUCACAGCCUUGGUGGUUUAAUUAUCCAAAAGGCAUUGAUAGAAUGUAUGGAAGGUUCCUCGCGGGGUCUCAAAGAUAUCCUCAAUUCAACAAUCUCCAUUAUACUUUUUAGUACUCCGAAUGCCGGUAGCUUUGCCAACGAUCAGACGAGAGCGCGGCUUAUUCAAUUAAUUGGAAAGUCGGUCGGAUACAAGGUACCAGAAAGAAUCCUCGAGGCCCUGAAAAUCCACUCCCUUGAACUGUAUGAACUAUCGACGUCGUUUCAGAAGCUUCAAAUAUGGAAUACUCCAAUGGAUGCCCCUCCGUUCAUGCAGUCUUACUACGAGACACGAACUCUGGCUGGACUUGGAAUCCAAGUUGUCGACGAGACUUCGUCAAAGGUUGGCGUGAGAGGCGAGGUAGCUCUUAGUGUGCAAGCAGAUCAUAACCAGAUGGUGAAGUUCCGUGAUAAGCAUGAUUCAACAUAUCAGUCAGUAAAGACUGCUGUUAGGAGAGCGAUGGCUUUUUCGAUGCCAGGAAACACAAUCUCUACACAUACUCGGCAAAGGCCCCUUCAUUGCUCAACGGGCCUGCAUCAUCAAUCAUCCAGGGUGCCACUUUCAGAAAAUGGCUACCUAACCGCGUUUGGAAAACAGUCAGCUCAUCAAACUGACGACAAAGAAAGCCUCCUAGCCAGCUCCAAACCCCAAGGUGGUCAGAUAGACCAUAUUGAUCGGCCCGCUCCUCGACAGGAAAGGAAGUUCAUGGGACAGCAGGAACACCUCAAGAACAUAGAUGAGAAAUUCAGCUAUUUGUUCCAACCAGGGCCGAAAGAGCCCCAUAGCAUAGGCCUUCUUGGGCUCGGCGGAGUUGGUAAGACACAACUGGCUUUGAAAUAUUUCCGUGAUGCCACAAGUCGCCAGGAUAAUCCGUUUACCACAGCUUUCUGGAUCGAUUCCUCUUCCGAAGGCGCUCUACAGACAGCUAUUUCCAGGAUCUGGAAGCUGAUCCGCCCUCAGAAACACGAUUCGACUAGAAUGGAGACGACAGAGAAUCAUGAAACUAUGCUACUUCAGGUUAUGAGCACGUUGGAAAAAUGGACAAGGCCGUAUUUAAUAAUCUUCGACAACGCAAACUCUCAGGGCGUUAUAGACUACAUACCGAGGAUUGGCCCAGCGGCAGUCAUCAUAACUACCCGCUUGGUAGGCGCUGCUGACGCUCUGGAUAGCCCGAUUUGGGUUCGUGGCCUUGCUAUGGACACAGCAACAUUGCUUUUACUACGCUUGCUUAUAAACGAUUCAACUCAAGAGGGCAAUUUUGGAGAGAAAAUCAAAGAAGCAGAGGCCAUUGUUAAACGCCUGGCUGCGUUGCCAUUGGCCAUCCACGCUGCCGCCUCAUACAUGAAGAUACAUCAUCUGACCGACCAACUGUGGCGAUUCUUACCCGAAUAUGAGCAGAAGAAGGUGCUUAUGCUUCAGAAGUCCUCUCACUCAUGGGGGUCUUCUGAAGACAACCAAAACGUUUUCACGACUUGGGGAUUGUCACUCCAAGCCCUCGGUACUGAUGCAGAAGACAGAGCGAGAAAAACCCAUUUCCUCUCAGUUUGCUCCUUUCUAAGUCCACAUCGCAUCUCCAGUAUACACUUCGAGCAACACUAUCGGCGCCAGAGUUUGGAAAACUGCGCGUGGUGCUCGGUACACCACGGCUGGAUGAAAAUAUUUUUGAAUGAUAAACAAGAGUUUGACCGGACCCGGUUUCGCGAAGUUAUCACCGAAUUUAAGGCACUUUCUCUUGUCGAGUCAUGUGCACCCGAUGCAUCUGGAUUAGUCAUCUUUUCUCUUCACUCGCUGGUACGAGACUGGGCUAUGGUAAGACACGGCUGCUGUGAUGGACAGACACAUUUUGCCGAAGCACUUGUCUGCCUAGCUGCGACUUUGAAUGCUUGCAACUUCGUAGACGGACACGCUCAACCCGCAUAUCUGUUUUACGAUCCCUGUCAGCCAGUCGAUAGGGCUAGUCCUCAGAUACGCGAAGCUUUAUUGAGUAUGCCUGAUGAAUUGUCGGCUCAUGUGAGUAGCUGUUUAACGAGUCUCGAAGAGUACGAAUGGGAUCGGGGGAACCUGGAGGCUUUAGGGCUUACGCGACUAGAGGAAAAGUCCUGGUUCUCACGCGCAUUCAAUUCACUAUUCCUCUACGCCCACACAAGUGGCAGCUGUGGUCCACAGAUUGAUAACCUAGCGAUCAAGUUCAACGAAGAGGCGCUUCUUGAAUUAUUCGAAACUACACAGUACCGAGAAGACUGCCAACUAUUUAUUCUCUUACACCAACAGAAUCGACCUCAUGAUAUCGAAGAUCAGAUGGAAAGAGCUCGUGGUCGAUGGCAAAGAGAUCGAAGUAAUACAAAAUUUACAUUCGGUGAGCUUUUCGCCACUUAUCUACACCAGUUGUGGCUCAUUCGAACGGAAGAAUUCGACUUAUUUCGAAAGGGCCUUCCAGCUCUCAUAAAACAAGCCGAAGGUUUCAUGAAGGAAAAAUUGAUUGAUAUCUCAAAGCAAGCACCAUGCGGUAUUGCAUGGCGGUGGAUAAAGUGGUGGCGACGCCGAACAUCCCAUUUCGUGAACGAUCUAACAUACAUGGACUUGGGUCUAUAUCUGGUCUUUGAAAUAAUGAGACAUUUAGCCUCAUUAUUCAGGCAAGCCUCGGCUGACAUAGGGAAACUUAUCGCACCAAUUAUGGAGUGGCUCAGAGACUAUUGGCUUCCUGAAAGUUUCCACAUCCAUCUACGUACUCUAAGAGACGGCAAAAAUGCGAUGCCAUUAUUUUCCGACAGCUUAGCGAGAUUAGGAUACCUACAGCGGGAUUUAGGCCGGUUCGAUGAUCUAUUCAACACCCUCAAGUUUUUCGAUGCUUUAACGGCAAGCCGUGAUUGGUUCUUCACCUUUAGUUUUACUACAGAAGUGUUUCUCCGUCUAGAAAAGGACUUACACCGCGAAAGAAGGAAUUGGAGGGACGCUGCAGUCUACACGGAGAAGCUUAUCCAAUUGCUGGAAAAAGCUCUCCCAGACGACAGACUUCUUCGAAUUAGCAACAUCGAGUUAGCUGGAUAUUGUCUGCAGACCAAUCCAAUGAACAAAACAAGAGCAGAUGAGAUUCUAUCGAGCAUUGCAGCCGAAGCGACAGCACAUGGCAAAUCCCUUUCGCAAGAGUAUGUUGAUAUUAAAGAGGACAUCGCCGAGAAAUACUACAAUGCUGGCCUAUAUGAAGAAGCAUACAAAAGAACGAGCCAACUUCUACAAGAGAUACCAGCAAACAACAAUUUAGCUGACGCGACCGUUCGUAUAGUCAAUGCAAAUACUGCAACUGCAUUGCUUGAGAUGCUGAGACGCAACAAUGACCUACCAGGCAAUCGCACGUUAGAGAAACACUUAUCAUCUCUCACAGUAUCUCUCUUCGUCUGGUGGAAAAGUAUUCCUCCUGAUGUAGAAUUCCUAUCAGUAUUGGUAAAGUUGUAUGUAAGCCGAGGGCUAUGGAGCAAUGCACGCCGGAUACUAAUCGAGUAUCUGCGCAUCGUUGGCAAUCGACAGUGUACAGCGAAGGAUUGUGAUUAUCGUCCCAAGGGACCACACCCAGAAUUGCGCCAUUUCCUGGCCAAUCUUACAGAAAGAGAAAUGGUCAUGGAUCUACUCUCCUUAAUGGAACGUCAAAUACUCGUUGAAAACACGUCCAGGUUAUUCAAGGAAUUCGAAAACGAAGAUGAAUUUGUACUAUGCUGUUUUAAUGUGAUGCUAAACGAUAUUUCCAGGCGCAGGUACCGUUCUGCAGAGAUCUAUUGGGACUGGAUUCAGACCUGGCUUGCCACCCAUCACCUCCCAGUUUCCGUAUCGUUGAUCCAAUUUAUGACUUCUGGCAUGGCCUUGAAGUUUAUGCUCGGAAAGUGGCAGGAUGCCUACGAACUGUUCCUUAAAGACAUCGAUAAUUACCUAAGCGAGGAAUGCAGCGAGGAUGAUGUGCUCUUUUAUCGAUUAUGUUUAUCACUCUUACCAAACUUGCCGCGUCCUGCUGCAGCGAGCGACCGGUCGAUUACUCAUGUCGAGAUCGUUUUACUUUCGUGGUGGCUCAUUCCAUAUAUUCUAGAUGAUGAUUAUUGGAUAGAUGAUGAAUCUUCAUGGAGAUGGCCAACUGCCCGGGAUAUUUUGACCUCUGUCUACGACCAGGCCUCUGGCUGCUCUAUUUGCUAUCCCAUAUUAGCUAAUUCGUCGUUGUUCUUGUAUCGUAUAAGCGAUGAUGGACAGGAAGCAAGAUACUGGAUCCGACAGAGUAUCCCAAAACUGAAAGAACUUCAAAGUCUUGGGCGCGAACAGAUACCAGAUGACCAUCAUUCAAUCUAUCAGCUUGUUGAUUCUGAACUCGACUACGCAUUGAGAGUUGAGAGCAAUAUCAACGAAUUGGAAGGAGAAAGGACACAAGAUCAAGAUCCAGCAUCCUCAGGUAGGGGCACAAUGGCUCUUCAGCAGGACUAUCGAAGAGAUCCCAACACUUUCUGGGAGCGCGUCAUCUAUUCGCUGGGACCAUUCCUUGGUAAAUGGAAACCAGCACGUUUAGAACUCCUUGGCGUGGUGCUCCUCACCUCAGGGGUAAUGGGUGGUUGUGCUUUCAGGAUCUUCCUUUCACGCGGAAAAUGACACCAAGAUCUAUUCAAACCAUCUUCCUACUCGAAAUAUCAACAGAUAUGGCGAAUCUCGUAUUGGUGCUGCUGGAUAUUCCAGCGCCUUUCGUCACUGCUUACUCCGGCCGAGCGGCGUACCUGGCUUUAUACGAUGAAAAGGUUUGUUGAGGAUAGUAGAAUACGUGGUCGAGGAGUUCAUUCUGUUUCAGGCGAGGUACGGUAAUGGAGCGAAUAUUGAACAAUCUUAUGGAAGCUUUGGCGCAGGCAGGCGUGCGUCCAGCUUGACAGGCAACCCCCACCCCUCGGAGAUCGACACACGGCUUGUAAAGGGGCACUCGAUAUGAUCCCCUAAAUGAAUGAGAGGGCAACGACACUGAUAAGGGCGGCGAGUUACGGAAAUAUGUUGAAGAGGCGUUCAUGAAUCGGAAAUUAAUACGGUGUCUCAUUGGCGUUAGGGAAAAGGGCGACCUUUAUUUGAUCUAUCUGAUACGUUUUGCAUGUAGAAGGCGUUUAAAUAUACCAUAAGCUUCCAAUAUUACCACGAUCUGCUUGGCUCUCCACCAUGCUAAUCGAAAUUAAGUCUUAGAACAUCUUUCCAG
Messenger RNA from Annulohypoxylon truncatum, 5839 nucleotides. RefSeq lists its product as uncharacterized. The record is from RefSeq and is a predicted model, not a curated record. The transcript is spliced from 7 exons. The coding region runs from base 103 to 5256 and encodes 1717 amino acids. Gene Ontology annotation, molecular function: ADP binding. Lineage: Eukaryota; Fungi; Ascomycota; Sordariomycetes; Xylariales; Hypoxylaceae.